AACACUAUGAAGUGUUAUAUAAGUCCUAUUGCUCUUGCUAAGCUUACUUGGCUAGGUAAGCCAGCUGCUGUUCCUUAAGUCACCUGAUUUCCUCUUCAUUGUCCCACCCUGCCUCGGAGGUAUAACUCAGAAUAUUCCCUAUCUAAUCUGCCAGGCUCCAGCCAUUUUUAUUAGUUGAAGGCAGCCUGGAAGUCUUUCUCAGCUCUUUUGCAGAGCCUGGCAGAGAUUUCCAGUUGAACCUCUCAAGGCAGCAGCGCCCAGAAAGCAGACUGGAAAAAGGAAAGAGAGGAGAGGCCACGAGCUCAACCGGAAUGAUUCAAACAUGACUUCAUAGAGAAAGCAGUGAGAACCCAACCCAAGAUAGGCGAAACUGGUGGGCGUGUGAGUACAUAGCAGCCAGAGAAAACCAGGAAAAAUGUUCAGAAGAACAGUAAACAUCAAGAGAGGUGCGAGUUCUGUUGGAUGUAAGUCUUUUCUUGUUUUUUUCUGUUCUUCCCUACCUUUGCCACAAGAGCCGAGUGAAAGACCCAGUCAAAAAGCUUUCUUAAUCUUGAUCUUAUACAUUCUGUUUGUGAAAAAGUUGCCUGUCUGGUGGUCUGCCUCGAAUGGCUUCACAACAAUUUGGCCCGGAUCAAUUCAAGGCACAAGAGCUUGGCUCAAAGAAGACUUGACGCCAAGAUGAUGUGGUUCUUCUCCAUGCCACACCAAGACACAGAGUUGGAAAUCGGGUCUCCCAAAUGAAAUGAAGACAUUCACACUUCCAGCCUCUGUAAGUAGACUCACAACCUCGGGCUACCAUAGUAUCCUGAAGCCUCAGAUAAUUAAUGUGAAUCACUGAAAGAGCAAAAGAAUCAAGCUUUUUUACGAAUAAAGGCGAAUAUACGUGUCCCAGGAUAAUAUUGCAGAAUCCAAUCUGGGUCAAUCACGGGACCAGAGGUCUUACCUUACGAGUUUUCGGACUUGUUCUGGAGCCCAUCUUCAGGGAACUUCUCUCUAGCCUUUUGUUUUUUCUUCAACUUGGUGGUGUAUCCUUUAGUCAUGGAUGAAGAAAUGGGGGUCCUCAAUGAAGCGGAGAGCAGAGGUAUGGCAGGACCGGACACUUUGGAAGGUGACAACCCUGGCAAGCCCCCCGCUUUGAAUGUGCACAGAUUGCGCAACCUGGCCAUAGCUAGCAUCGUCUGUGGCUGUUCGUGCAUUGGGGUCCUGGCUCUGAUUUAUGCAGUCAAGGCUAAUGAGAAGCAAAAGGCCCAUUGCCAGAAUGCAGCACUUCAUUGGGCUCGGAAAUCUCGGCUUAUGUCUUGCCUGAGUAUCAUUGUCUGGAUUUCCCUUCUUAUUCUGAUCCCCAUGUUACUAGUCCUCAUGUCUUACCUCAUAGCUAAAGUAGAAUGAUGAGCCACAUAAUUUAAUGACUUUGGGCUUCCGAAGUCCAUGUUUACUAUUGUGGUUUCUUCAGUUGGAUUAAGCCAAGCAACCACUGAAGUAUUUUUUUGUUGAGUUGGCUCCAUGGAUGGGAAAAAUGGUGGGCAUCAAUUUUUUUCUCCUGCAGAUGAUGUAGAAGGAUUUGUUCUACUCAAAUGAAAGACACCUAGCUGGUUCUAUCUGUUAUCAUCCUUAUCCAUUUGAAGUACUCUAGAUGUUGGGAGUACACAUCUCAUCAUUCCUAGCCAGGAUUGCCAUAUGAUUUGGAUUUUCAGAAGCACCCGCACUUGAUUGAAAUAUUUCUAUUUGUUUCAUGAAAUGUUCUU
This is a messenger RNA of Pseudonaja textilis, 1745 nucleotides long. It is a transcript of the gene TMEM265, whose product is annotated as transmembrane protein 265. The record is from RefSeq and is a predicted model, not a curated record. Gene Ontology annotation, cellular component: membrane. Lineage: Eukaryota; Metazoa; Chordata; Lepidosauria; Squamata; Elapidae.